AUGGCCCCUUCAAAGACCCAAGAUACUCCCGAGACUUCUUCUCAAAAGAGUGCCGACCUUUUAAAGCACUCUCAGGACGAGUCUCUCCUCACGGAUAAAGACCGCAGAGAGCUUAUCUUCACUGAUAAGCAUAGCUCUCCAGAUGUCUAUAUUGGCCACAAAGAUACCCUGUGGCACCCGUGGACUGGGACUUUAGAGCUCAAACCUCUGCGCUUUGAGACACGAUCUGGCAGUUUUGUUGUAUCCCUGCGAACACCUGUCGAUGCUUGGCUUGGCAAGCAUAGGCACCGCGGCACCGUUACAGCUGUUACACUAUCUGGCAACUGGCGAUAUAAGGAGUACGAUUGGGUUGCUGGUCCGGGUGACUACGUCGUUGAGAAUCCCGGGACAAUCCAUACGUUAUUCAUGGGCGCUGGAUCGGAGGUAGUGUUUACUAUUACAGGCAGUCUUGAGUUCUUCAAUGAUGAUGAUAGCCUGAGGGAGACGAUGGAUAUCUUUAGCUUUGCACAGUUAUACUAUGACCACUGUGAGAAGGAAGGCAUUGAGCCGAACUCGAAGUUGUGGUAUUAA
Molecule: messenger RNA, 570 nt
Organism: Fusarium tjaetaba
Lineage: Eukaryota; Fungi; Ascomycota; Sordariomycetes; Hypocreales; Nectriaceae
Exons: 2
Coding region: 1-570 (189 amino acids)
Source: RefSeq, a predicted model, not a curated record